This is a messenger RNA of Dermacentor albipictus, 1041 nucleotides long. NCBI's taxonomy places the organism in Eukaryota, Metazoa, Arthropoda, Arachnida, Ixodida, Ixodidae. The record is from RefSeq and is a predicted model, not a curated record.
AUGCCGUCAUUGCGGCUAUCUCCCGACUGUGGCGAUAGGAGCUACUGGUUGUACCUGCCCCUCACCCUGGCGCUCGUAAUUCUCUUGCUCGUGGGCAUCGCCGACAACAAGAACUACGCCGAUGUGACAGGCACAGCGGUGGGGGCGAUGUUCACGCUGGGCAUUCGCGACUGGCAGGGUGAUUCGAUUCCCGCUGGCGACGUCCUGCCUGCCCACUCUGCGGGCGUUCUCUUCUUCGUCGGCGUCGCGAUCAUCGCCUUCAGUUUCGCGGGUGUGUGCACGUUUACGAACAUUCGGCGCGACAUGAAGUCACCCCCGAGUUUCACCACGGCUGCUGCCUUCGGAGUCGCCGGGAGCACACUAGCCUUGUUCUUGGUCGGCGUGACCGGCUACGCGGUUCUUGGAACCAUCAUCAGUGGAAAUGUCGUGUUGUGCCUGAAAGGACGAGAUAUCCGACUCGCUGCCGACUUCUUCGCCGUGUUCUGCGCGCAACAGCUGGAUGGGCUCGGCCACUGGAUAAUGGAUGAACACGACAGCGUCCAGGACUACGGAAAGCGUGUGGCCUGGAGUCGUGCCAAGUUAGCGACUCCGCUGGCAUUAUGCGCCUGCCUGCUCGCCCUGGCUGUGCCGUACGAAGGUGCCCUGAUGGCGCUUGUUGGGUCGCUGGCCCUGUGCCCGGUGGCCUUCGUGCUGCCCCCCGUGUUCUACUACAAACUGUGCCGGGGGUCGGAGCAGUGGCCUGAAAAGUAUGCCGCCGGGUCCCACGUGGCUCUUGAAACUCUUCCCGCUUUUUACAGCGUCAGGCCUCUGAGCAUGAGGAUGAAGAUUGCCCUCGGGGUCACCGUUUUCAGCGGCCUCCUAAUCUUCAUCGGUGGAACAGUGACAUCGAUCAUACAAAUUGUGGAACAGAGCCACCUGGAGGGGCAGUCCUGCUUGUGGGGAUUCUGCUACGAGCGACAGUUCACGGCUGUUCAGCAGCCAGGUAUUUUUGGCGGACUGAUCGCUGACGCUUUAAAAAACAGCAAACUGAUAUUCGGAUAA